Ambispora gerdemannii is the source of this 1305-nucleotide messenger RNA. NCBI's taxonomy places the organism in Eukaryota, Fungi, Glomeromycota, Glomeromycetes, Archaeosporales, Ambisporaceae. The record is from the annotation of a GenBank genome assembly.
AUGGUGUACCGGCUUACGACUCAGCUUAAUGAAAAAAUCAGACAUUUUGCCAAGUUUCCUCAGACUGGUGUUUCACUGCGACAAAUGGUCUUGUUUGGUAGAAAAAUUGGGCAAAAUCCUUCUCCCGGGACACUAUUACGAGCAAGCCAAUUUUUAGCAGAGGAACUUCCGAUUCGCCUUGCGCAUCGUGUCAAGGAGCUGGAUGAAUUGCCUCAUAAUUUGAAUACUAUGCCGUCGAUUGUUAAAGUUAAAAAUUGGUAUGCUCAAUCUUUUGAGGAUUUGAUAAAUUUCCCAAAAGCCAAUCUUCCUCAAAGCAUUAAAGAGAAAUUUGCUGCGAGUGCUUUGAAGGAAACAAAGUUACCUGAAAGUCGGCCAAAUCUAUCUGUAAAAUAUUUCCCUUCAAGUGCGCCACAGAAACCUGUGGUACCCCUAGAACACAGAUAUUAUUCGAAUAUUGAUGGUAUUGAUUGGCCUCCCGAAGUUUAUGAUUACAACGAAAGGUUCACAAAACUAAUUGAAGCAAUUAAACGAAGACAUGAUCCCGUGGUGACAACAGUGGGCAUUUUGGAAUAUAAAAGUCAUAGAAAAUCGAAGUUAGUUGACACGGAUGUACAAUCUUUUUUGGAUCGGUUUUACAUGUCCCGUAUCGGAAUUCGUAUGUUAAUUGGUGAGUAUGCUCGACAAGAACAACAAGAUGGCCAACAAGUGGCGCUCAAUCGAUUACCGUCACGACCAGACUACGUUGGCAUUAUUUGCACGAAAACUAAUAUCGCCGAAACAGUACAAGAAGCUGCAGACAAUGCAAAAUACAUUUGCGAAGAUUACUAUGGGCUUUUUAAAGCGCCCGAAGUACAACUUCAUUGUCCUCAAGAUUUGAUUUUCACCUAUGUGCCGUCGCAUCUGAGUCAUAUGUUAUUCGAAUUACUAAAGAACAGCUUGCGUGCUGUUGUUGAAACAUUUGGCUAUGGGAAAGAUGAGUAUCCUACUAUCAAGGUUAUCGUGGCAGAAGGAAAAGAGGAUAUUACAGUAAAAAUAUCUGAUGAAGGUGGUGGUAUCCCACGAAGUAGCAUUCCGUUAGUAUGGACUUACAUGUAUACUACCGCUGAAGCUCAGGAGCUUGACCCCGAUUUUAAUAAGUCUGAUUUCAAGGCCCCGAUGGCAGGAUUUGGCUAUGGAUUACCAAUUAGCCGAUUGUAUGCACGUUAUUUUGGGGGUGAUUUGAAAUUGAUUUCAAUGGAAGGAUUCGGAACAGAUGUCUAUCUUCACCUUAAUCGCAUCUCAAAUAGCGAUGAGCCGCUUCAAUAG